This is a messenger RNA of Adineta ricciae, 2004 nucleotides long. NCBI's taxonomy places the organism in Eukaryota, Metazoa, Rotifera, Eurotatoria, Adinetida, Adinetidae. The record is from the annotation of a GenBank genome assembly.
AUGACUCCUGAUGGAAUUCUUUUCAUCAGUCUCUUCUUACACCUUCGACUAAUUGAUGCGUCACAUUUUCGUGGUGGAACAAUCACAUCGCGUCCUUAUAACAAUACCCCAUCGGGUAGUUCAGCUGAUGUUAUUGUGCGAGAGCGAUGGUCAUGGCGUCGAAGUGCAUACUCUCCCAACUGUUCUCCUGCUACUAUUGCUGCACAAAAUCCAAAGAUCGGUGAUUCAAACACUCUCAGCUGUGUAUCUGGAACUUGUGGUGGCUAUUGGACUGGUAUGCCUGUGCCAACAUUUUGUACUGAUUUCAGUGCUCCUCUGGAUGUCGCCUCUGGUGAAUACUAUCAAACAUACACAAUACCACUCAAUGUACAAUUUAGUAUUGCUUUUGCUUCUGGUGCUUGGUUUGGAAAUCUCAUCGUUGGAGGUAAUGGAAACUGGGCUGUUGUUGGUCGAAUCAGUACUGUUGUUCGACCUGAUGGUUAUCUCAACACAAGUCCUGUUGCUGUCAGUCUUCCUAUUCUUUACAAAGAAGUUAACGUUCAACAUGUGCAUGUUGUUCAAAUGUCUGAUUUCGAUGGCACUGACAUCUUACAAUGUCGAUGGUCCGUUGGAGGAACAUCAACCAUCAAUCAGUAUAAUGAAUGUGCUGGUGUGUGCAAUGGCAUACCUGGUGCCAAUCUCAUUGGAGCGAACUGUACAAUUGUGUUCACACUUGUGACACCUAGUUGGUAUGUUGCCGCAGCAUUGCAAAUCGAAGAUUUCUAUAAUGCUGCAGCAUUGUCAGCGAACACUCCGAUGACUUCGGUGCCACUUCAGUUUCUUUUCUAUGGUUAUCCAACACCCACUGGUUGCAGUACACCACCAGCUAUCAUUGGUAGUCGACCAAAUCGAGCUUGUAUUGGUGUACUGGUUGGUGACAAUGUCACUGAAUUGGUAAUCAUUCAGGUUUAUUGUACUGGCAAGAGUAUCAUUGACUAUGUAUCGAGUGUACCUGUUGGUAUGACAAAAAGUGCUAUUCAGAAUCCCAGUACUGGUAUUUAUCAAAUUGUCCUGAGUUGGGUUCCUGUUGCCAGUCAGUAUGGUCCACAAGCUGUUUGUGUGGGUGCAGUCGACAACACAAACAUUCAGACGAAUCAAUGGUGCAUCACUUUUUUGGUUGGUUUCAAAUCACCCGAUGUCAUUCGACCGAAGAUGGUCCAAGGUUCAGCUUCACCCAUCGGUACAAUCUUCCAGAAUCACACCACUUUCUCUAUUCAAACAUCGAUCUCAGUCAAUCGUCCAACUCGUAAUGGCACAAAUAUUUACUUCUACUUUGCCAAUGGCACUCUUGUUCAGAAAUAUGAUUGUGGCUGGGAACCAGAAGUCACAUACACAGGUUUCACCAUUGUCAUUCGUUUUCCUGUUGCACCAUGGCAGCCUGGAGCUUUCUACUAUGUCAACAUGGACAGUGGUGUGGCUAGUGGAACUGAGUUUUGUGGUCCCGAAUCCGCACCCAUGACCGACCCUACAUUCUGGGUGUUUAACAUCUGGAAUCCUGCACUCUCAUCCACAACGACCACGACUACAACGCCCUUUACAACUGUCACAGUCACAACAAAACCAACAUCGACAACAAGUAUCAACACUCUCUUAACAACAACUGGUAUUGUUGUGACAACCACCAGUCCACCGACAACAACAUCCACAGCUCCAACAACGGCGCCACCCACGACAGCUGCACCAACGACAGCUGCUCCAACGUCACCUGGUUCGACAACUGAAUCGACUGUUGCUGUUUUGUAUCCGAAAGACUUUGAAGAUAUGUCUUCAACCUAUUGCUAUUCUGACUGCAGCAUUCUUUGCUGCAAUGGUACCAGUUCAAGGUUUGGCUUUGUUUGCUACAUUUACAAAAUUGGCAAACACAUUCAAUCCAUCAAAGAUUGGUGCACAAGCACGACAUCGACAACGAAUGAAGCGAGUGAUGAAAAAAUAAAUUUGAAUACAUACUAUAUGGACAUUUUCUAA